AUGUCCAACGGUCAGUAUAAUUUUCGCUUCCUACACGAGGCCGUCGCAACUAGGAAGACCUUGGGUUUCAGUGAAAGAAAGCGCGAUGAUAGCUUCUGCAGCACCAUGAGAUUGCCUGCCGAGCCUGAUUUCCAAAGUCUCCUACCAUCCACAACAGCGUCUUCAUUUUCACAAAGUUUCGACAUCUUCAGAGACGGCUCCCCACUUCUGGGUAUGCUACCCUGUGAAUACGAAUUGAACCUGCCCAGUCGCGUUAAAACUGAAGAGGGAGUAGCCCGAUCUCUGUUAAGGCCAGUCCCAAGAUCUUUGCAACAAUAUCGAUAUAUCGACAUCGGUCUAGAGCCAAUGAGACCUCAUUCCUAUCCUGGUCGUAUUGAUCAGGAAGGCUACUCUUUCGAUGGUCUAGUCCAGCGCAGAUCUUCUUAUCCCCAAAUAGAGACCAUCUCCACCAAUUUCAGAGCGGAGAUACUGGAAGAAGCUCAUCUCCGCGACCAGACGUUGUUGAAUAUGAUAUCACUGGAUGUACUCGAUGGAAGAUUUAUGGUCACAGUCAUGGAAAGCCUUGAGGAAUAUCGACAACUCGAAUGGGCAAGAGAAAUGCUCAUAAUCAGGCCAUGGUCGAAGGAUGUGCAGUUGGCCAGACAAAAACAAGCUGAGAUAUCCCACGCUGGAAAAGAGCUGCUGGCUCGGGAAACUGCGCCAACCCUCUAG
This is a messenger RNA of Exophiala spinifera, 711 nucleotides long. RefSeq lists its product as uncharacterized. The record is from RefSeq and is a predicted model, not a curated record. The transcript is spliced from 2 exons. NCBI's taxonomy places the organism in Eukaryota, Fungi, Ascomycota, Eurotiomycetes, Chaetothyriales, Herpotrichiellaceae. Bases 1 to 711 code for a protein of 236 amino acids.